Thyridium curvatum is the source of this 753-nucleotide messenger RNA. RefSeq lists its product as uncharacterized. The transcript is spliced from 2 exons. The record is from RefSeq and is a predicted model, not a curated record. The coding region runs from base 1 to 753 and encodes 250 amino acids. NCBI's taxonomy places the organism in Eukaryota, Fungi, Ascomycota, Sordariomycetes, Thyridiales, Thyridiaceae.
AUGGUGAAACCGGUCAUAGUCUUCGCCCAUGGCGCAUGGCACCAACCUCUCCACUAUCUGAGCCUCUUGCGCUCGAUCCAAGCGAAGGGCCAUACCGUCGUCAGCCCGGUGAACGCGACACUGGACUUGAAAGGCUCAUCGGCAGGAAAGACUUGCCAGGACGAUACGAAAGUCAUUCGUGAUGCCAUGAGACCGUUUCUUGAAUCUGGCGAAGAUAUCGUGCUCGUCUGCCACAGCUACGGCGGCAUUCCAGGCACUGAUGCCGUAGAGGGAAACACUGUCCAGGAGCGGGCUGCCAAAGGACUGAAGGGCGGAGUCAAGAGCGUCGUGCACAUUGCUUCAUCCGCCUUGCCACAACGAGGCAUGUGCAUAUUCGACAUGGUGGGGGGAGGCCCAGAGCCCUGGUGGGAUUCUGACGGGACAUUUGGCUUCCCAAAUCAGGACGGCUUCGACAAGCUCUAUUCUGACGUCGACAGCGUAACAAAAGCGGCGUGCACGUCUGCACUUGUUAGACAAAGCAUUGAGAGUUUCCGAACGCCAAAUAUGUACUCAGCUCCCGAAGUCAAGGCUCCGCUGUUCUAUGUAGUGUGCGACGAAGAUCAGCUAGUCCCUCCGGCUGGACAGAAAGCACUUGCCGAGGCAUGCAAGGCCAAGACUAUUCAUCUCUCCUUGAGCCAUAGCCCAUUUCUGACGGACGCUGGGGUUCGACAGCUCAUGGAGUUCAUUGAUGAGGCAGCCAGCGUGACCUCCUGA